Daldinia vernicosa is the source of this 2748-nucleotide messenger RNA. Its product is annotated as ankyrin. Lineage: Eukaryota; Fungi; Ascomycota; Sordariomycetes; Xylariales; Hypoxylaceae. Gene Ontology annotation, molecular function: protein binding. The transcript is spliced from 3 exons. Gene Ontology annotation, biological process: protein localization to ciliary inversin compartment. The record is from RefSeq and is a predicted model, not a curated record. Gene Ontology annotation, cellular component: ciliary inversin compartment. Bases 361 to 2496 code for a protein of 711 amino acids.
GGUAAUGGCGUAAGAAGCCUGCUGAUUGGCUUAAUAGCCGGCAUCCCCGUAGUGUCAUCACCAACGGGAUCGUACAGGGAUGCAGCGGCCGCUACAGGUACUAAAUAUGCACAUCCGAUCUAACCUCAUCUUCAUCCACCAACUCAUGCACCAAGUUGACAGUACCUAUAAAAAGCCCCACUAGUCCCCUUGAGCCUCGAGCCUCGUUCGUGAUGGAUUGGAUCUCUCUUAUUAACAUCCUUCUCCUUUUCGAGAAGUAUUCUUUCUUAUAUAUUUCUUAGUUUGACUUCUCGGAGGGCCUGUUUUUCUUAUUCCUAAAAGUUCUUAGCAAAUAGGUGUUGUGUUGUCUUAGUCGCCGCAAUGAAUUCAGCUUCUCCUACUACUAGCACAUCCACCAAUAGAGGUGGUCGUCCUAAGGAUUGGACCGAACCCCGAGCCCGAAGACUCGUGCGACUAUAUAUCUAUACGAGGUUACCCUUUGAGCUUAUAUUAAAACUUCUAGAAGACGGCGUCUGGAAACCUGGCAAGGAUGCUGCCAAUAAAGUCAAGAACUCACUCCUCGGAAACGACCCUCGGUGGAUAAGACCCAAGGAUGAGGAUGAUGAAAGAAGACGUAUCACAGGUCUCAAGAACAGCCGGCGCGGGGCGAAGCUUCGCCAGAAGGCAUCAUCAUCGCACCUUACUAAUGAGCAUCUAAAUAUCUAUGGCUCUGUUUGGCAUGACGAUGACAGCCUAACUCUUGCUCAAUCGAACCAGCCCUCCUUUGAGAAUAUUAAACAAGAGCCAAGUCACCACGACUCCGAAGUUGGAGAUAUUCGUUUCUCUUGGACUCUCAGUGGCCGAAAUACAUCUCGCCGGGAUACCAAUCUAACCAAUUCUACCGAAACCAGCAUGAGCAAUAGCUUUCAGGAGAAGCUUUCCACCGUAUCCCGAGACCAAGCGAAGGGUGCUUGGUGUGUGUUGAAACGGUUUACCUUCCCUAAGGAUCUUGACAUGCACCGAGGAACUUCCUUUUCCCCUGUGUUUCCCCAUGGGCCGCCGAUUUUCCCUCCCCAUGAUGAACCAGCUACCCGUAGUUCGUCUAGUGCGAAAUACGCCCUCCCUGGCGACUUCCUAAAUGCGAACUUAUUUAAUAGAGAAAGCAUGUGCGAGGUUGGCUCACCGUCUCACGAGACCGAGACCUGCUGGUGCCGAAUCGUCAACGAGCUGAGAUCGCCUUAUGAGAUAUGGCCAAUCACUAAUGGUCAUCAUACUAUCCAAGACAUUUCUUCUAAUCAAAUCAGAGAUGCCUUUGGCAAUACAAUAUUCCAUUGGCUUGCUAGUUCAACUGGAGACCGGAAUUAUUUCCUCAAUAUCAUCGCUCAAGCACUUACCCAUAACCCCCUCGUUCAUGCCACGAACACAGCUGGACAGACGUUCCUUCAUCUUCUACAUCACUCUUGGUUCGAAGAUGAAGUAUUAUUGGAGUGGCUUCUUAAUAUGCUUAAGGACACCAAUUUUAACAUCUUGGCAACUGAUGUUUACGGUCGCAGCUUUUUCCACUUGCUACAAAAUAGGAGGCGGGACUUCAUUCGCGUACCGGAUCAUUUAUUUGAUACGGAAUUACUUAGGCGGCGGGAUGCAUUCGGAGUUAAGCCAAUGGACUCUCGGGUGAAACAAUCGGAGUCUCCUAUUGUACAAAACAUGCCCCGUGCCAAUCCCUUCAACACUAGAAGCUCAAACAAUGUGGACUUUCCACCAACCUAUCUCGAAAUUCCCUCUGGACGUGGAGAUGAUGCUCGAAUUCGGUCUCAAGCCGAGCUUCUACGAAUAGUAGUAGAUGCUAUUAAGGUCGAUGGUGUCAACUCAACGAGCCAGAACUCUUUCUCAGAAGAUUUGCACGGACGUAAUGCGCUCCAUGCUCUUGCAGAAGUCGAGCUUGACAUUGAGCGAGUCCAACAUCCCACCGACGACAACCAACGACACAAGAAAAGGAAGUACAAGGAGGAGGAGGGCGAGACGAGGCCGGAAAGUAGCCACAAUAGUAAGCGAUUAGAAUACCUCGAAGGAAUUCUAUCUACUAGUGUUGAUGUCAACCAUUAUGACAAUCGGGGGCAAACGCCAUUAAUGGCCUUUAUCGCGCUGAGGCCGGAAGACUCCAGAUCGGAUAAAGAAGAUAUGGAGAGAUCAAUCCGGAAGCUCGUCGAAGCCGGUGCAAAUCUUGAGAGGCGUAAUCGCGAGGGUAAAACUGCCCUUCACGUCGCUGCCUGCUCCGGGAAAAAGGUCGCCCUAAAGGAGCUUCUUCAAUUGGGAGCCAAUCCCUACGUUCGUGACGCAUGUGGUUUAAGUGUCCUCGCUGCGAUAGACGAACUAUGGGUCCAUACCGAAAGAGACGGGAUUAUUACAGCUCGACUAGAAGCAUGCCGAGGUGUUUUUACGAGCAUGGUUCAGCCGGAUGCCCAGGAGCCCAGUGUUGUACAGGAAUGGGGGGUAGGAAGACCAGCAACUAGAUCGUGACAGUAGCCAGCCGGCGAUUGCUAGCCUUGGUAAUGAGGUGUUGCUGUGAAGGUACGAGAGACGAUGUAUGAUCAGUUACAGCACAGCGUCGAUUCUAUGUCUGCAAAGGAGUUUUUCAGGUCUCGAUACCCUUGUAUAUUUUAACGGAGUUUGGUGGUCGGAGGUACGGUUCGCCUUUGAUAGGCUGAAAUAUAUAACGGUGAAUCGGAUUAGGUACCUAACAUACAUAGAAUGAUGAAGAAAAGAUUGCUC